This is a messenger RNA of Malaya genurostris, 2295 nucleotides long. Its product is annotated as juvenile hormone esterase-like. The record is from RefSeq and is a predicted model, not a curated record. NCBI's taxonomy places the organism in Eukaryota, Metazoa, Arthropoda, Insecta, Diptera, Culicidae. The transcript has 4 exons. The coding region runs from base 496 to 2280 and encodes 594 amino acids.
AUCGGCUGAGUAUAAACAAUAGUUUGGAUUAAAUUACAAAUCAAAUACAAAUCGUAAACCUCUACAUAACAGAAUUAGCUCUUUAUUUCAUGAAUAACACGUAGAACAAAGCCGCUGAAACUGCUUCCCACGGAGAAUUUAUCAAUUGCCAAGCUUUGCGCGCGUUGUUCGGUUAGCUGAUGUAACGCGCAGGCAAUAACAUUAGAAUUAAGCGGAUCAUUGACGAGAAUUGACUAAACACCGAGUACCGAGCGAUGCGAGACUGUCUGUCGUGCGUCAGCCGGGCAUCGGGCUUCCUUAUCAUUUCACGGCCGACCUUUGCCUGAGUGCAACCCGAGGACGGGUUCAAAUCGCACGGUGAGAUGCUAAACUCACUAUACAUUAAGGUAUGUAAUCUGAUCAUUUUACGACCCAACGACGGCGACAAGAUGCGGAACAACGGCGAACAGUUGAGUAUCAAAACAAUUGUCAGUAGUUGUUGGUAUUUCCUACGCGAUGAGUGUUCUCGUAUGGAUCGGUAUUUUGGUUGGGCUGGAUAUUAGUUCGAUUGCUGGACAGGAUGUGAAUCCCUGUACGGUAAGCUUUGUCGAUGGAUCUUCCGGAUGGGGUGUUGCGAAUCAAACUUUCAAUGGGGUACCGUAUUGUGAAUAUUUGGGAAUAAGGUAUGCAGAGCCACCGAUCGGAAAAUUAAGGUUUAAAAGUCCAGUUCUGCUAGCUCCCAGUGGUUUUGAAGAAUACACGAGAAUAGGAAAUAUGUGCGCACAACUAAACACAUUGGAAUUGGCCUCGAAGGUUCUAGGAGAUGAGGACUGUUUGUUUCUUAACGUGUACAGUCCGGCUAUUUCUAAGGUCCCUGGAACGAAUCGAAAGUAUCCUGUUUUAGUAUAUAUUCAUGGAGGAAGCUACGCGAUUUGGUCUUCUCAAACCGAUAUGUUCGGUGUGGAUUCUCUCAUUGAGAACGAAGUUUUAAUCGUCAGUUUUAACUACCGAUUAUUCGUUUUGGGAUUUCUUCGACAUCCGGAAUUCAACAUCAGUGGAAAUUUCGGGUUAAAAGAUCAACUCGCUGCCUUACAGUGGGUUCAGCGAUAUAUUGAACCCUUCGGAGGCGACCCAAACAAUGUGACUCUCUUAGGGCAGAGUGUUGGUGCUCACUCGGUUACCUACCAUCUUUAUUUGGAUUCAUUCGGUGGAUUGUUCCAUCGAGCCAUCGCCAUGUCCGGCUCCCUUCUUGCACCGUCGGCAAUGAUCUACAAUCCGAAACAUUUCACUCCCGCUUAUUUGAAAGCAAUCAACAUUUCCACAAAAGAACAAUUGAUGAGUGCCCCAUUCCAGGAUCUAUUUCUACUAUUCUCGAUUCCCAGACGGUUCGUUUUUACGUCUAUCGGCUUACCUAUUUUCCUACCCACCAUUGAAGAUGAAAAAGAUCCUGAGGCUCUUAUUACAAAACCUGUCCAUGAAAUGAUCCUCGCGGCACCAGCCAACCAAGUUCCACUGAUGAUUGGGAUGACGGCAAUGGAGUUCAUUCCGUGCUUCAGUACUGCUCAACAUUUCUAUGCCGAUGAAAAUUUUCCAAAUCGAGACAAUGGAAAAUCGCUGAUGUUAGUUUCGGAUAUGCUGCAUACGGCUAGUGUUCUUUUUAAAAAGGUUCAACCGAAUGGAGCUGGACGGCAUUUCUAUGGAAAAAUAAGUGAUUUGGCGAAUAUGUACUACCCAGUGAAGAAGCUUCUGGAGCAACUUCACGAGCAAGAUCUCUACCGGGCACCUAUCUACUACUAUCGAUUCGAAUUCGACGGAAAAUUUGGAAAAUAUAAGAAUCAGUAUUACAAAGAGGAUUUGGAUGCAAGUUAUGUUGGAGCCAUGCACGGAGACGAUUUGGGUUAUCUGUUUUCACCGUACAAUGUGGAACAGGCGCUAACUAAUCGAAGUGAAUUUGAAACUGAAUGGAAGGUGGCCGAAAAGAACGUAGAGCAAAUUAGCAACUUUGUCAAAUAUGGUAACCCAACACCGAGGAAAACCGACAAGAUUUCGGUUUUGUGGGAACCGUUCAAUGGAAAUAACUCUGCUGCUCAGUAUUUGAAUAUCAAUGAUAGCAACGAGAUGAGAAAAGAUGACGAGUCUUCGAAUUUAAUCUUCCGGCUCUGGAGUAAGGUUCAUAAUUGCUUGUUUUACUAUAAAUGUUACUUGGUUCAAGAUAUACUACAACGAAUGAAGCAACUUUUAGAGCUUGACAGGUUGGACGUGAGCCUAGAGAAUUUAUUCGAUGACGAGAAUAUAACAUGAAAAGUUUUCCUGAAA